UGGCCGCAGCAGCAAAAGAUGAGUGGAACUCUGGGAAAGGUGCUGUGCCUGAGAAAUAGUACCAUUUUCAAGCAGAGCUCUUCCUUCUUAAGGGUCACACCUUCAGAAGAGAAUCCCAUCUAUUCUGCAGGUGGCAUUCUUUUGAGUGCCAGUCGGCACUACAAGACAAAACCUACCCAUGGCAUUGGAAGAUACAGGCACCUGAUUAAAGCAGAGCCCAAGAAGAAAAGGGGAAAACUUGAAGUGAGACCCAUUAAUCUGGGGACAGAUUAUGAAUAUGGGGUUCUGAACAUUGACCUGACUGCAUACAACAUGACCCUGGCAGAGAGCUAUGCCCAGUAUGUUCACAACCUGUGCAACCAUCUCUCCUUUAAAGUCGAGGAAAGUUAUGCAAUGUCCACCAAAACCAUGGAGGUGAUGCAACUGCAGGACCAAGGCAGCAAAAUGUUCCUGGACUCCAUCCUUACCACCCAUGAGCGAGUGGUGCAGAUCAGCAGUUUGAAUGCUACAUUUGCAGAGAUUUUCUUGGAAAUAAUCCAAAGCAAUCUUCCUGAAGGAGUCAGUUUGUCAGUAAGAGAACACACUGAAGACUUCAAGGGAAGGUUCAAAGCUCAGCCAGAACUGGAAGAACUAUUGGCCAAGUUGAACUAG
Messenger RNA from Tupaia belangeri chinensis (Chinese tree shrew), 651 nucleotides. RefSeq names its product 39S ribosomal protein L48, mitochondrial. Lineage: Eukaryota; Metazoa; Chordata; Mammalia; Scandentia; Tupaiidae. The transcript has 2 exons. Gene Ontology annotation, cellular component: mitochondrial ribosome. The record is from RefSeq and is a predicted model, not a curated record. The coding region runs from base 19 to 651 and encodes 210 amino acids.